CCCGCUUCAGUUCCCGCAGGCCUCGGGGGCCGCCGGGGCCUGGCUGCGGGUUCCCGGCUGGAGCUCUGGCUCUGCGGCGCGGGCCGGUGGGACGUUGGCGGGAGUGCCCUGCGGGGCGGAGGAAGCGUCCGACCGUCUCCUCCCAAGCCCGCCUCGGGUCACGAUGUCGUCCGGAGCCGGUUCUCGGCGGCCGCGGGAGCCCGCUGAGCAGGAGCUGCAGCGGCGGCGGGAGCAGAAACGGCGGCGGCACGACGCGCAGCAGCUGCAGCAGCUCAAGCACCUGGAGUCCUUUUACGAGAAGCCUCCUCCUGGGUUUAUAAAGGAGGAGGAGACAAAGCCAGAAGACUGUAUUCCAGAUGUGCCAGGCAAUGAACAUGCCAGGGAGUUUCUGGCUCAUGCACCAACUAAAGGACUUUGGAUGCCACUUGGGAGAGAGGUCAAAGUUAUGCAGUGUUGGCGUUGCAAACGGUAUGGCCAUCGAACAGGCGACAAAGAAUGCCCUUUCUUUAUCAAAGGCAACCAGAAGUUAGAACAGUUCCGAGUUGCACAUGAAGAUCCCAUGUAUGAUAUCAUUCGAGAAAAUAAAAGACAUGAAAAGGAUGUAAGGAUCCAGCAGUUAAAAAAGUUACUGGAGGACUCCACCUCAGAUGAAGAUGAGAGCAGCUCCAGUUCCUCAGGCAAAGAGAAACGCAAGAAAAAGAAGAAGAAAGAAAAACACAAGAAAAGGAAGAAGGAGAAGAAAAAGAAGAAGAAACGAAAGCACAAGGCUUCCAAGUCGAGUGAGAGUUCAGACUCAGAGUGACAGCUGACGGCAGAUUCUCAAGUCCCCCCGCCGGCCAAAGAACAGAGCUGCCCCUGAGAGCGGCAGACAGGACUAGGAGGGACACCUGGCACAGCUGCGGAUUCUCGCCACCUCUGGUACCAAGUGACCACCGCAGGGCAGGCGGGCUCCCAGGUGUGGCUGCCAACAGCAUCUGUGUCCUCUUCCCUGAUGGUCACUUGUGUCUGUGAUUGCUUUAGUAGGCCACCUGCAGGGGAGGUGAUGGAGACUUAGGAAACACCCUCGGGUGUUGCCAGCUUUUGCCCUCCAUGGUGUGGCAACUCAGUUCCAUGAACUUCAGGCUUACCCUUGUCUGUGGUUCGGGACAAUAAAAGUUCAUGAUUUAUUUUUUAAAUAUAGUCAUUAUUAAUUCAGACAGGUGGUCCAAGACUAAAAGCUACACACUCCUUUUUUUACCCCCUUUCCAGUUGGCUUAGCAGUUUGCAUAUGAGUUUUUUAGAAAUAUCUCACGCACACCUAGGUACAUGCAUUU
Chionomys nivalis (European snow vole) is the source of this 1313-nucleotide messenger RNA. It is a transcript of the gene Rp9, whose product is annotated as RP9 pre-mRNA splicing factor. Gene Ontology annotation, biological process: RNA splicing. Bases 164 to 802 code for a protein of 212 amino acids. The transcript has 6 exons. Lineage: Eukaryota; Metazoa; Chordata; Mammalia; Rodentia; Cricetidae. The record is from RefSeq and is a predicted model, not a curated record.